UGAGCUGUCUGGUCUAAAGAAGCUUACUCUGCCCUGUCCUACGUCAUCACUUCCUGCAAGAACUUCAAAGUAUGCAUCAAAUCCACUGCUGCACUUUCUGUUCCAUUGACGCGUGAUCGGUACGGUGAUGUUCACCAGUUCGCCGAAGUGUGGCGAGCUUAGGCUCAGGCUCUUGAACACAGCGAAGAAAUGGAGGACUUCCUUGAAUAUCGUUACUGUGCUAGCUUACGCUCACAGCUCUGCCGUGCUCUCCUGCACCUUCUGUCCGUAUGCCAGCCUGAUGACCUUCCAGCGCUGAGGUCAUCACUGAGCGAUCAAUCCAGGCCAGUGCUACAGGGCUUCCUGGUUCACUACCGUGUGAUUUUGGCUGCUGGGGUUGAUGGUGCUGCAGUGGAUGAGGCUGGGGAUCAUGCGGUGCCUGAAGAUGGUUUGAUGGUGCUCAACAAGACCCUGACCAGGCUGAAGGGACAGCUGGAAGAGGCCGUGUUGGACAGCAGUGAGGGUCUGAAGACUGUGGUGAAUUUCCUCGAGGAUGUAGUGAGGAACUUUGAGGAGAUGAAAGAAUCGGACAGCAAAGAUUCCUCCCUUGCACUCAGCAAAUCACCACAGCGAAAGUGACAAUACAGAUGUGCCACGACUGUCUGGGGUUGAACCUAUCUUUUAGAUUUUAUUAAAAAUGUAUGUAUUAAAGUAUAUCAAAGAAAUUCCUGUAAAGUCUCGAGUUCCACUUUUAAAGAAAUAGUUCACCCAAAAAUGAAAAUUCACUGUGCU
Messenger RNA from Sinocyclocheilus grahami, 771 nucleotides. RefSeq names its product HEAT repeat-containing protein 6-like. The record is from RefSeq and is a predicted model, not a curated record. Lineage: Eukaryota; Metazoa; Chordata; Actinopteri; Cypriniformes; Cyprinidae. The coding region runs from base 190 to 618 and encodes 142 amino acids. The transcript has a single exon.